UCUUCCCGGUCACGUGUCCCCUUGCUCCGCGGCAGGAAGCGGUGGUCGCAGUGAGGGGGGGGGGGCGGCCGGGCUCGUGCUUCGCUGCAGCCGCUGCCCGCCCGCCCGCCAUGCAUCCGCGGCGCCCCGACGGCUUCGACGGCCUGGGCUACCGCCGGGAGGAGCCGAGCCCCGGCGCCCGGCCCUUUGGCAGCGCCUCGGAGCUGGGCCACUGGGUGACCAGCCCGCCCGACAUCCCCGGCAGCCGCAACCUGCACUGGGGGGAGAAGACUCCGCCGUACGGGGCAGGGACCCCCCUGGGGGCCGCCAGUCUCAACGAUGAGCCCGGCCUCGGAGCGGGCGGCCCCGGCGCCGAGCAGUUGAACAGAUUUGCAGGCUUUGGUAUUGGCCUUGCAAGCCUAUUUACAGAAAAUGUGUUGGCACAUCCUUGCAUUGUUCUGCGUCGUCAGUGUCAGGUUAACUAUCAUGCUCGGAAUUAUCAUCUCACUCCAUUUACUAUUGUCAAUAUUAUGUACAGCAUCAAUAAGGCACAGGGUCCAAGAGCUCUCUGGAAAGGAAUGGGCAGCACUUUUGUUGUUCAGGGCAUAACCCUGGGAACAGAAGGCAUUAUCAGUGAAUUUACACCUUUGCCAAGGGAGCUUUCCCAUAAAUGGAACCUCAAGCAGAUAGGUGGACACCUUCUACUCAAAGGUUUAACGCAUGUGAUAGCAAUGCCUUUUUAUUCUGCAAGCCUGAUUGAAACUGUACAGAGUGAAAUAAUUCGAGAUAAUCCCGGCAUCCUGGACUGCGUGAAAGAAGGAAUCGGCAGAGUUGUAGGCAUGGGAGUACCCCAUAGCAAGCGUCUCCUUCCUCUGAUGGUCUUGACUUUUCCAACUGCUCUACAUGGAGUUCUUCACUACGUCAUCAGUUCCAUUGUCCAGAAGCUUGUUUUAUUUGUUCUGAAAAAGGAUAAUUCCCACAGCCUUCCAACUGAAAGCUCCACUUCUGUGCAGAGCAUGCUGGAUGCAUAUUUUCCAGAACUUAUUGCUAGCUUUGCUGCUAGUCUUUGUGCUGACAUCAUGCUUUACCCACUGGAAACAGUUUUACACCGCCUUCAUAUUCAAGGGACACGCACAAUAAUUGACAACACAGACCUUGGCUAUGAAGUGCUUCCGAUCAAUACUCAGUAUGAGGGAAUGAGAGACUGCAUAAAUGCUAUAAAACGAGAAGAAGGAAUGCUAGGUUUUUAUAAAGGAUUUGGAGCUGUCAUAGUACAGUAUACUUUGCAUGUGGCAGUUUUACAGUUUACCAAAAUUAUUUACUCGACACUGCUUCAAAAUGUUUCUUAAUCUGUUCAGGUGUGGAUUUAGUACAUUGGACAUGAUUGACUUACCUACUUAUUGUUUAAAAUGGCUAAGAUAAUGAGUUUUAAAGAAUCCACUAUGGAUUCUCCUUACACUGUAAAAGAACUUGUUUUAAAAAUGGGGAUAUAGAUUCCGAAGUGUAAUUAAAGUACUAUUUAAAUGUAAAAUCGUAGGUACAAAUGGUAUAUAUAAUGUGCAGUCACGCAGAAGGGAAUCAGAUUUCAAAUGUUGUUGGAGCAAGGAUUUACUUUUCCUCUUACCAGUUAACUGGCUUAAGGAAUGGAUAUGAAUUCUCAGUAUCUGCUUUAUAAACAUCACAUCUCACGUUUAAUUUGGACUGCUAGCCAGUGCAAAGGAAUUUAUUUUCUAAAUUUGUAGGAACUUGCAAGUAGGAGACUGAUGGGUUUACUGGUCUUUUAAAAAUGUUUUCAACUUCACUGUUAAUGGAGCUGUGAGCAAAGUAGAAACUGUAAGUGUAGCUUAAGUAGACAUAAAUGUCACAAUUUACAGGCACAUAGAAGACUUCUUUGCUGCAGUAUGGCAGAAGAUGACAGAGAGGGGAGUUCUUUGCUUUGUAUAAAAUAACAAAAACUUGGGUCUGGACAAAGUUGCACAGAAUGCAGAUUUGGCUGUCUUGCAGUUUGUUUGCAAGGCUUAGAGUAACAAAAGUGUGUGAAUGAAGUGAAUUAGAAACUGAUGUAUGCACAUGUAAGUGCCAUUUUUAGUCAACUUUCCACUCAAAACUUCAGGGUUCAGUUUUACUCUGCUACUUUGAUAAGAGUAGAAUAACACAAAUGUAUGUAGUAUCAGUGUUCAAAAUGUAUGUAAAGUGUAAGAAGUUAAUUGACUAUUUCUAGAGCUUCUCUUUUGUGAGAUCAGAUAAUCUAACACAUCUGUCUACUUAAUAUUUAGCACUGAUGUCCUUCAUUUAAAGUCUCUGGAUGAAAUGUUUUGUGGAACAGAAUUAAAUCUGCUUAUGUGCAAGCAAACUACUGAAAUCUACCAUUUUUUCCCCUCUUCCCCUAGUAAAUCAAGACUUUCAGUCUGAAAAUGAGUUCUGGUCAAUCUAAAUUAGUCCUUCUUAGUUUCAUCAGUAAAUAUGAAAGUGGGAGGCAAUUAUGUUUAGCAAAUAAAACAAGCAUGUGUAGAGUCACUUUUAAAUUAUACGAGGGGUUGCUGCCUUUUCCACACUUCUAUGUGGCAAGUCUUAUGUUUGUGAAUACUGUAAAUUGAUGUGCAUUUUAACCAUUAAUCAUUGUAUAGUAAUUGCCACUUACAGAAAAUAGUCAUGGCAAAAUAAUGAAAACGUGUUGCUGUUCAUAAGUUCUGACUUUAAAUCCUUUGCAGGUCUGCUUUGCUAUUAUUAAUCUAACUUUCAUGUAUUUUAAAUGUGUAAGUAUAGAAAUGGAAAGUAUAGUGAACUUGGGAACUAGUUUUAUUUUGAAAUAAUGUUAAUUGCAAGUUUAGUGUAUAGAGUGGAAGAAAUGAAAUAAAAUGAGAAUUUGCUGUAAAUAUUUUGAAGUAAUUCACUGAAGAGGCAUGUAAAGGAAUCCAAAUUUAUGUGUUAGACUUUAUUGUGUAGACUUCACAGUGGCUUUUUCAAGUUCCUCAACUUUCCUAAGUUCAAGAACGUGUUGAAUUAAACUACAUGCAAGAAGAAAA
Molecule: messenger RNA, 3005 nt
Organism: Tyto alba (common barn owl)
Lineage: Eukaryota; Metazoa; Chordata; Aves; Strigiformes; Tytonidae
Gene: SLC25A46
Product: solute carrier family 25 member 46
Exons: 8
Coding region: 111-1328 (405 amino acids)
Biological process (GO): axon development; mitochondrial fission; mitochondrial membrane fission
Cellular component (GO): mitochondrial outer membrane
Source: RefSeq, a predicted model, not a curated record